UCAAGGACCGUACGCGUCGCCACACCCAUCCAAUCCAUCGAUUCCGCAGCAGCACCAGUCGCCGUACGGAAAUCCGAUCCCAGGUCCGCCAGGCCAGCAGCAGGAAGUCCCCUACUACCCUGCCCACCCGAGUCCGUACAGCACGAACAGUGCUUCCGGAAGCUACACGUCCUCAGGUCAAGAACCCAGACCUCAUGGCAACCGCUACCAUGAACCGCACAUUCCCACCCAUCUACCACACGCCGCAGUCAAACUCGCCAGCGUCAGUGCAGUCACCGCAGCACGACCAGCAUGGACGACCUCUCUACGGGCAGCCGACGAGCCAGAUGCCACCACAGGGCAUGUACUACACGCCGUACCCAGUAGCACAGCAAUCGCCCUACGCCCAGCACCCGUCGUCCCAGCAGCACCAGCCGAUGGCCACCAACUCGCUUUUGAUGUCCCAUCAGCAAGGCCAGCCAAUGCAGCACCAAGGCUCGCACCCGCACACGCCUGGAUUGGGCAGCCCGAAGUCGCGAAUGUCCCAAGCUCCGCUUCAACGACCAGGAUCAGGACUGGGACCGCCUCAAGCCGCACCUCAAGGACCUCCAGUUGGACCUCCGAACAUGCAUCCCGGUGCUCCGGGCUCCAACGUCAACCCCAACGCAGCUCCCGGCCCCAUUCCAGCAACCACUCCUUUGGUCGUACGACAAGACCAGAACGGCGUCCAAUGGAUUGCGUUUGAGUACUCCCGAGACCGCGUCAAGAUGGAGUACACGAUUCGGUGCGAUGUCGAGUCCAUCAACGUCGACGAGCUCGCCCAGGAGUUCAAAACCGAGAACUGCGUAUACCCCCGCGCGUGCUGCCACAAGGACCAGUACAAGGGCAACCGACUUCAUUACGAGACCGAGUGCAACACCGUGGGAUGGGCGCUCGCCCAGCUCAACCCGUGCCUAAGAGGGAAGCGCGGCCUUAUCCAGCGCGCCGUAGACAGCUGGCGCAACAGCAACCAAGAUCCACGCCUAAGGAGUAGGCGGGUUCGGAGAAUGGCCAAGAUCAGCAAUAGGAAGGCCGUUCAGCAGCCGCAGCCCCAUAAUCACAUGGCAGGUCCUGUGCCGGGGUCUGCAGGGGGUCCGAAUUCGGCAGGCUUGGCCGCUCCAGGACCAAGGCAGCCUAGCAUGAGCAUGGGAGGGCCGCAGUUGCACCACCACCAUGAACAUCCAGGCGGUGGGCCUGGAGGGCAAGAUGACGUUAGCGCCGAUAAUGAGUAUCCUGAAUCGCACACUCACCACCACCAAGCCCCGAACGGCCAGUCUUCGCCACACGACGUCCGGCAAACGCAGAACUUUUAUCCGUCGUUCCCUACGAGCUCAUCGGUGGGCGAAUCAACCAUGCCGCCGAUCCACGAUGGAAUGGGGCAUUCCAGCGGCCGCGCCCCGUCCCAUGCGACGGCCGCGCCAGUAACUAAGCAAGAGGAGGAAGAGCGCAAUAUUGCGUUGUUUGGAGAUCUACCAGAUUCUAAGCGUCGCAAAUUCAUCCUUGUGGAUGAUGCGCAGCGAGGAACGCGAGUGCGCGUCCGAGUCAUGCUCGACCAAGUUCAGAUGGAAGAGAUGCCAGAUUCCUACCGCGAGAAGAACUCGGUAUUUCCCCGAUCGUAUUUCCCCAUGCAGAUGACCUCUCCGCCCACUUCUCCCCGUGGGAGCCGAGUGUUCAACGACGAAAUCGAGCCGAAUGAGGAGGGCGCUCCGCCAGUUUCGGGUUCCACGCUUGUUCCAGUCCCAAUGCUCGACGGGACGGAAGCGAGAGUCCCAAAACCGCGGAUGACGAGGCAAAAGCGACGCAAGGAGAUUACGCUCAAUGACUUGGGCUAUCGAAUGAGCUGGAGCCAGAGCCGGGUGUUCGCUAACCGGACACUCUUCCUGCAAAAAUCUCUGGACGCCUACCGCAACAAGAUGCGCAGCACCAUGGUCGCAGCAGGCAAAGACGUUACCGACGUUGCCCCGCACUUCGAGACGCGGGUUGGGAAGCGGCGGUGGAUGGAGCGCAGCAAGAGAGGUCGAGGGCGCGAGUCGUCUCCUUAAGAAUCUCACAAUCCUAGUUUCAACCCGCGCUCGACUCAGCAGUCGGAGCGCGGAACCCGAAAUCUCGCUCGAAACGCACGAACGCUCCGGAUGAACCUGCAUGUUCGCAUCCGAAGCGACGAGCAUGGCACCCUGGCUAGCGGGACCUCUUUCCCCAUCUGUCACGGACGGGUUUUGGAGGAUGCUGAUCGCUCACCCCAUUUUCCUCUGUAUCUUUCUUCGGGCAUCCCUGGUACGGCUAGGCGCUUUUUGGUGUGGGCCGCUGGCAUGCUGAAACAUCAGUGUGC
Messenger RNA from Mytilinidion resinicola, 2347 nucleotides. RefSeq lists its product as uncharacterized. The record is from RefSeq and is a predicted model, not a curated record. Lineage: Eukaryota; Fungi; Ascomycota; Dothideomycetes; Mytilinidiales; Mytilinidiaceae. The transcript has 4 exons. Bases 195 to 2060 code for a protein of 621 amino acids.